Phacochoerus africanus (Common warthog) is the source of this 3077-nucleotide messenger RNA. It is a transcript of the gene IL33, whose product is annotated as interleukin 33. Gene Ontology annotation, molecular function: cytokine activity. Gene Ontology annotation, biological process: positive regulation of cytokine production; positive regulation of inflammatory response. The transcript has 9 exons. NCBI's taxonomy places the organism in Eukaryota, Metazoa, Chordata, Mammalia, Artiodactyla, Suidae. The record is from RefSeq and is a predicted model, not a curated record. The coding region runs from base 339 to 1169 and encodes 276 amino acids.
GAAGGAAAGGAGGAGAAGGCAGAAAGCAGUAAAUUUUAGCUGAUAGAAUUGUAACUAUUUGCUCUUUACAUGCUAUUAAAAAUCUGCUAAAAUCACACCCACUCAGCUUUCCCUUCUACAGCAGUUUGGCUCUCUGCCAAACUUUGAGUAAUAAAAAGAGCCUGCAACUCUCUGAACACAGAGCUACAGCUUUUCAUGGGAGAAAACAAAACAAGAUCACAAGGUGUAUAUAAAAGUAGAGUUGGAAUAUAACUGCAUCAACUACUACCAAGUGCGGAUGACAGGAAACCUCAUCAUUUGACAGCAACCCUUCAUAUUUAUAACUUAGAAGCCUGAAAAUGAAGCCUGAAGUGAAGUAUUCAACCACCAAAAUUUCCACAGCAAAGAUGAAUAGCUCAGCCGGCAAAGCCUCGAUAAAAUCUCCCAAGUUGAGAAAAUCCCAACAGAAGGCUAAAGAAGUCUGUCAGAUGUACUUUAUGCAGCUUCGCUCUGGCCUUAUCAUAGAAAAGAAGACCUGUUACUUUGGGAAAGAAACCACCAAAAGGCGUUCACCAACAAAAGGUAAAAAGUGCAAAAAGCAACCUCUGGUACUUGCUGCCUGUCAGCAGCAACUAGGACACCUUAAACGGUCUGUGGAGGGCUUCACCUUUGCUAAUACUAUGGUCCAGAAAUAUACCACAGCAACUAAUCUUCUAAGUAUCAAAGAACAUUCUGCUUCCCUCAGUACAUAUAACGAUCAAUACAUUACUUUUGCUUUUGAGGAUGGAAGUUAUGAGAUCUAUGUUGAAGACUUGAGAAAAGACCAAGAGAAAGAUAAGGUGUUACUCCGUUACUAUGAUUCCCAAAUCCCCUCAAGUGAAACAGAUGGUGGUGGUGAUCAUCGGAAAUUAAUGGUAAACCUGAGCCCCACAAAAGACAAAGAUUUCUUGCUGCAUGCCAACAGUAAGGAGCGUUCUGUGGAGCUACAGAAAUGUGAAAAUCCACUGCCAGAACAGGCCUUCUUUGUCCUUCAUGAGCAGCCCUCCAAAUGUGUUUCAUUUGAAUGUAAGAGCCAUCCUGGAGUGUUUCUAGGAGUAAAGAAUAACCAGCUAGCUCUAAUAAAACUAGGGGAACACCCUGAGGAUUCAAAUAGAGAGAAUACCACAUUUAAGCUCUCAAACUUAAUGUGACGGAAAGCUGGGGAUCUUGGAUUGAAUAGCCAAAAUAGCUAUCAUUGGAGAAAGGAUGAGAGGUAAAGAAAGAGACAGAUAACAUUUAAGGGAAAUAUAAUGUUUGGUUUACUAUGUAAUGUUUUCCUUAUUAUGUAUAAAAAUAUUAUUUUGUAAUCCUUUAGUUCUGUUUUUUAUUUUCCUCUGUAUAACUGCAUAUUCAAUACAAGUAUUAGUAUAUUAAAUAGCAUAUCAGUAAAGAGACUUACUAAGAUUAUGAAGAUAUACAGCCUGACUUUUAUUUUUUCUAUUUUCAGUCCAGAAAUAAUUUCAUAUUUAGAGCUGAGACCUCUGGAGAGAAGCAAGGGCCUUAUCCUCAGUCUCACUUUAUGUAAGGAUCCAUUUUAAAGAGGUACAUAGGGACAUAAUUUUCCCUGGUUCCAAACAAUAGCCUCAAACACUAGAGUUGCUAAUAAAAAGAUAAUUGGAAGUUACACAGAUUGAACACUUCACAACUGGAAUCAAAGACCAAGUUUCUAAAUACCUGAAACUUCAGAUGCCUAUAUGGCUAGGCAGGUAAUAAUUUAGGAAAAUUAUUUUAAAAUUUAGGAAAAAUAAAUCAAGUAUUUUAGAAGUUAAUAAUUUCACUUUUACUCAUCUUUUAAUCCUGAUUUUUACAGACUGAGUUAACUUUAAGCAAGGCACUCUUAUGUUAGAAAGUGAAUAAAUUCCAGUGAAAUUGUUAGGAAUAUCUAACAAAUUAGAAUUUCUUUUAAAGCACUGAGCCACAACAUAUGUUCGGGUACCUAAGUACCAUGGGAUCCAUGUACCAUGGUGGCGGGAGGGGGUAUGUUGCAGAAGUCAUCUAAUCUAACCUACCAAGCCUAGAGGGACACAGGAUUAAAAUUGCAAUUUCAAUAACAAACUGUCCCUCAUGUUUGUAGCAUACCAUGUUCUUUUGACCCUGGCUUCCAGGGAUCUAUGACUUGAUAUACUCAUCACCUUGGAUGGAAUUUCCUCUAAUCCUUUCCUCCUAUGUGCACAAGUCCUUUUGUUGUUCAAAUUCCCAAUGACCCUGCUUACUAUGGAAUAUUCAUUUGACUUACGGUUCUUCUCCAUUUCAUUUGACCCACUGUGGUAUACAUUACAUUUGUACCCUGUGAGCUUCACUUCCACAUCACCUGACCUCUGGAUGUUAACAUCUUUAUUCUGCUUUGGCUGCCUUAUGCUAUAAACUUAGUGACGGCAAUGUUCUUUAUUAAACAUCUUCAUGUUUUAUUGUUACUAAGAUACCUAACAUUUGUACUCAAGCAUAUAAUAACAUUUUUCAGGUACUAAAUAGCUUUUGCUUAUUUUUAAACCUUAGCAGAAUUCCCUUGUGACACAGCAGGUUAAGUAUCUGACCCUGUCACAGCAGCAGCCCAGGUUGUUGCUGUGGUACAGGUUUGAUCCCUGGCCUGGGAAAUUCCACAUGCCACAGACACAGCCAAAAAAAACAAAAACAAAAACAAAAAUCCUUAGCAAUUUCUCCUUAAAUUGUUCAUAGGCAUAAUACUGAUAAUAAAUGAUAAACAUAAUAACAGACUACUUAUGAAAUAUGAUUUUUUUGGAAAGUAUAGGCCUUUUAGUUUUUAAUUUGUUGAGAUAUACUGAAUAUAACUGUUGGUGAAACAUAAAAUAAAAGGGUCUGAGAAUCACUAUAGGAGGACAAACAAUUGUAGAAAAAAUAUGUCUUUGUUUCAUUGCUUUGUCAAUAAUUUUACUAUAGAGACAAAAAUAAAAGCUGAAUCUAUAUAAUUCUCUCUGAAAAAUACUAAGUGUUGAUCAUAUGUAUCUAUAUGAUAUACUUAAAAUGAUUAUUACAAAGUAACCAAAUAUAUUCAUUGCACAUUGUUUAUAUUCUUGAAUAAACUGUAUUUUUCAAAAGUA